Molecule: messenger RNA, 1494 nt
Organism: Ochlerotatus camptorhynchus
Lineage: Eukaryota; Metazoa; Arthropoda; Insecta; Diptera; Culicidae
Gene: Pph13
Product: PvuII-PstI homology 13
Exons: 2
Coding region: 1-1119 (372 amino acids)
Biological process (GO): regulation of transcription by RNA polymerase II
Molecular function (GO): RNA polymerase II transcription regulatory region sequence-specific DNA binding; DNA-binding transcription factor activity, RNA polymerase II-specific
Source: RefSeq, a predicted model, not a curated record
AUGGUCAGUCACUUCCAGACCAUCGUGUCAGCAUAUAGCAUGAAACGAAAACAGCGGAGAUACAGGACCACGUUUAACUCUCUACAGUUGCAGGAACUAGAACGGGCCUUUCAAAGGACACAUUAUCCAGAUGUAUUUUUUCGAGAAGAGCUAGCACUGAGAAUCGAGCUUACGGAAGCACGUGUACAAGUGUGGUUUCAAAAUCGUCGCGCAAAAUGGAGGAAAAAUGAAAAAGGUAGCACCAUAGAUGAAGGUGAGGGUGAUCCGAGAGCAAACGAUAACAAUGGGAGUACUUCAGGUGCACAGCGAAACGCAUCGGAUGAUAUGGCGGCCGGUAUAAACUAUGACGGUGUAUCCCAGAAUAUGAACCUUGCAAGCAUGGGUCUGAACCUUCAAGAAAAUAACUCGCAAGUGCAAGGUUUCGACAAUGAUGGAAAACUUUCGUUGGGUCAAAUGUCGCCAGGUAGAUUAUCCCCCAAUCUGUUUCUGAAUCUUAAUUUCGAUCACAUCAACCCAGUCGAUGGACGAGGAGGUAAUCUGACUUUUGAGUGGAAUAGUUUUCCUACCACUAGCACACAAAGCAAACAAACUUCUUCCUACCCGUGUAAUAUUACCGAUAUGAGCGGUACAAUAUGUAACGCACCUCUUGGAUCUACGAUAUUAUCCUCAACAAGUGGGCCUUCUUCAUCAUCCGUCAAUAAUGGCCUUCAGUACAUGAACAUUAGCAGUUUAGUAAAUUCUUCACCACCUUCAUCCACGUCUGUCUACGACGACGAAAUGAAGUUCCUAAACGUCGACCACUUCAAUAUGGAUAGCUUUAAAAGUGAAUCACUAUUUAGCCUCGAUCAUACUUUACUCGCAACUAGCGAUCACCAGACCAGUCUUCAUCAAUCUCAUCAUAAUCAACAGUCUCAAACACAACAUUCUUUAGGCAUUAGUUGCCAACAUGAAGAGAAGACACAUCUUAGUUUAGAUCUCCACAAUUUCAACCUGAAUGAUCCCGAUCACGAUUCGGGUAAGACGGACAAAUCACCCUCCGAGCUGUUAGAUUUAGAAAAACCCAUCAACAUAAACAUCAACGUGGAUAGUCUAGACCAAUUAGAUGAGGAUAAAUAUUGAACUUAGUGAUAUUGUUUUAUUUAUUUUAAAGUUGUUUUUAGUUAAAACUAGUACUUAACUAGAGCUGUGAAUUGGCGAUAAAUUGGUCCUUAGUCAGUGCCUUCAAAUAAUUGUGCCAUGUUCUACAAUAGCGAUAAAGCAAAACCAUCACGUAGGAAGUGAAAUCUAGUCAUUGUCAUUGCGUAUUUAGUGAAAAUAGUUACCAACGGGCAACAGCCAGCGCCAGAAACCGUUGAAAUUUGUUGACCAAAGAAAGAAGAAAACCAAGAAAAAUCGAUAACUUUUCCAGUAGUGUUCAAUCCAGCAUGGGUACACACAUCAAAAUACACUCUAGCAGGUAGUUUAUGUUUUGUUUUAGUUGUGAAUAAAGUUCGA